AUGGCGGAUCCCAUUGCUGAGGCUGCGCAGAAGCACCCUGCGCCUGAAGGCCUCACCUACACAUAUGGCACGGCUGGUUUUCGCACCAAAGCCGACGUCUUGGACUCGGUUCUCACCCGCGUUGGCUUGAUCGCCGCUCUACGUUCGCGUGCUUUGAAAGGGCAAUGGAUUGGUGUCAUGAUUACAGCAUCCCACAACCCACCCGGCGACAAUGGUGUCAAGCUUGUGGAGCCGCUGGGCAACAUGUUGCAAGAAGAAUGGGAGGUGCUGAGCACAACCAUGGCAAACAAGGCGACUCCAGAGGACGUAUCUCAGUACUACCGCGAUAUUGCGAAGACGCACCGCAUUGAUUUAGCCACGCCCGCACGCGUAGUCGUCGCCAGGGACACAAGGGCAUCCGGUGCAAGAUUGCUUGGCUGUCUUGUUGACGGGCUCAAGGCCGCUGGCGCCGAUUACAAGGACUUUGGGUUCCUCACAACGCCGCAACUCCACUACAUGGUUCGGUGCUUGAAUACUGAGGGUACCCCCAACGCCUACGGCUCCCCGACAGAAAAGGGGUACUACGAGAAGUUUGGCGCCGCCUUCAAGAACGCCCUCAAGGGAAAGAAGCCGUCAGGGGGAUUGACUGUUGAUUGCGCCAAUGGCGUUGGCGGCCCCAAGCUCACUGAGCUGAUCAAGUAUCUGCCGUCUGAAGACGAGGGUGGUCUGAAGAUUACAGUCAUCAAUGACAACGUCAUCAAGCCCGACAGCUUGAACGUUGAGUGCGGGGCGGACUACGUCAAGACGAACCAACGGGCACCCCCCUCUUCCAAGGCAGGACCCAACGACCGCUGCUGCUCGUUGGAUGGAGACGCCGACCGAGUUGUCUAUUACUUCAAGGAUGACAGCAACGUAUUCCAUCUGCUCGACGGCGACCGAAUCGCCACUCUUGUCGCCUCGUUCCUUGGCGACCUCAUCCGCCAGAGUGGACUCGCCGAGCAGAUCACCAUCGGUGUUGUUCAGACGGCGUACGCUAACGGGGCAGCGACAAAGUACGUGGAGCAGACGCUCAAGUUGAAGGUGGACUGCACGCCGACAGGAGUGAAAUACCUGCACCAUGCGGCUGAGAAGCUGGAUAUUGGUGUCUACUUUGAGGCCAAUGGCCACGGCACCGUCAUCUUCUCGCACGAGACGUUGGAGGCGAUUGCAAGGCACGAGGCGAGGAACCCGGGACAGAAGGAAGCGUUGGACAUCCUGCGGGCUACGGUGGAGCUGAUCAACCAAGCGGUGGGGGACGCGCUGAGCGACAUGUUGCUGGUGGAAGUGGUGCUCGCCCACAAGAACUGGACGGUUCAGAACUGGCUGUCGACGUACGACGACCUGCCGAACCGGCUUCUCAAAGUCACCGUGUCGGACCGGAACAGGUUCCAGACGACGGACGCGGAGCGGCGGCUGGUCAAGCCCGAGGGGAUCCAGAAGCUCAUUGAUCAAGAAGUGCAGAAGGUUCGGCAGGGCCGCGCAUUUGCACGAGCCAGUGGCACCGAGGACGCGGUGCGUGUAUACGCAGAAGCAGCGACAAGGGCCGAGGCAGAUGAUCUUGCGCGUCGAGUUGCCGACCUCGUGAAGGCAGCCGGUACCGUCUAA
Messenger RNA from Westerdykella ornata, 1623 nucleotides. RefSeq names its product Phosphoacetylglucosamine mutase. Gene Ontology annotation, biological process: carbohydrate metabolic process; UDP-N-acetylglucosamine biosynthetic process. Lineage: Eukaryota; Fungi; Ascomycota; Dothideomycetes; Pleosporales; Sporormiaceae. The record is from RefSeq and is a predicted model, not a curated record. The transcript has 6 exons. The coding region runs from base 1 to 1623 and encodes 540 amino acids. Gene Ontology annotation, molecular function: magnesium ion binding; phosphoacetylglucosamine mutase activity.